AUGGUUCGGCUGGCUCCAAGCAGUCUGUACGUCCAUAGUCCCAACUGUGACUACGCAGAGCAUACUGUGUCUGUGGGCAAUGUGUGGAAGGCUGUAAAUACUGGCGCCUUGCAUUUUUUUAAUAACAAAUUACAUGCACCUUUCUGUUUUUUUAUUGCCCAAAAGGUGAAAAAGGACGUGGGAGAUGUCUCCAUCCUGGUGAAUAAUGCUGGUGUGAUUACAGCUGCCGACCUUCUCUCCACUCAGGACCACCAGAUUGAAAAAAUGUUUGAAGUCAACACUCUUGCUCACUUCUGGACCACAAGAGCUUUUCUGCCAGCCAUGAUGAGCAACAACCACGGUCACAUUGUCACGGUGGCUUCGGGAGCAGGGUCUUUCAUGGUGGCUUAUUGUUCAAGCAAGUUUGCUGCAGUUGGAUUUCAUAAAGCUCUGACAGAGGAGCUGUCUACCCUGGGAAAGGACGGAAUAAAAACCACGUGUCUAAGCCCAGUGUUUAUAAACACGGGAUUUAUCAAAAACCCCAGCACAAGGCUUGGAAAGAUUUUGGAGGUUGAAGAAGUUGUAGAGGCCCUGAUGGAAGGAAUACUGACCAACCAGAAAAUGGUUUUUGUUCCACCACAUCUAAGCAUUGCUUUACUUUCUGAAAUGUUGUUUCCAGAACGUGCCGUGGCUCUUCUGAAAAAGCUGACCAAUGCCAAGUUUGAUGCAGUUGUUGGGCAGAGAAGCACCCAGUGA
Molecule: messenger RNA, 735 nt
Organism: Pterocles gutturalis (yellow-throated sandgrouse)
Lineage: Eukaryota; Metazoa; Chordata; Aves; Pterocliformes; Pteroclidae
Product: estradiol 17-beta-dehydrogenase 11-like
Exons: 6
Coding region: 1-735 (244 amino acids)
Cellular component (GO): lipid droplet
Molecular function (GO): oxidoreductase activity, acting on the CH-OH group of donors, NAD or NADP as acceptor
Source: RefSeq, a predicted model, not a curated record